CUGGGUCUGACAAUGGCAGACAAAGAUGUAUUGUCCCAUCCUGACUUGGAUAAGGUGGCUGGUGAGGAAUUCCUGCAGGAAGCGUUCCAGAUUAUGAUGGAGGAAGGCGUCAGGAAAGGGAUGGAUGUCUCUGAAAAGGUAUGUGACUGGAAGGAACCUGGGAAGCUGCAGCAAAUUCUGGACCUGGAUCUGAAAGACAGUGGGGAGCCACAGGAGCGAUUGUUGGAGCGGUGUCGAGAAGUUAUCAGAUAUAGUGUGAAAACAUGUCAUCCUCGCUUUUUUAACCAGUUGUUUUCAGGGCUUGAUCCUCAUGCCCUGGCUGGGCAGCUGAUCACAGAUAUGCUCAAUACCAGCCAGUAUACGUACGAGAUUGCCCCUGUGUUUGUGUUGAUGGAAGAGGUGGUGCUGAAGCAGUUGAGGAAGCUGAUUGGAUGGGAGGAUGGAGAUGGGAUUUUCUGCCCAGGGGGUUCCAUCUCCAAUAUAUAUGCCAUGAAUGUGGCACGUUACCACCGCUUCCCAGACUGCAAGGAGAAGGGCAACUGGCAAAUGCCCAGGCUGGCAGCGUUCACUUCAGUACAGUGCCACUACUCCAUCCAGAAGGGAGCAGCUUUCUUGGGGAUCGGCACAGACAACGUUUACCUGGUUGCGGUUGAUGAAAAGGGGAAAAUGAUCCCUGCUGAUCUGGAGAAGCAAAUCAACCAGGCCAAAUCUGAGAGGGCAGUGCCCUUCUUUGUCAAUGCCACCUGUGGCACCACUGUCUUGGGGGCCUUCGAUCCUGUGGCUGAGAUAGCAGAAGUAUGCUCACGGCACAAGGUCUGGCUGCAUGUAGAUGCCGCAUGGGGUGGCAGCGCCCUACUCUCCCGGAAACACCGGCACCUUUUGGAUGGAAUUAACAGGGCUGACUCUGUGGCUUGGAACCCCCACAAGAUGCUUAUGACUGGGCUGCAGUGCUCUGCCUUCCUGCUCAGGGACAGCUCUAGCCUGCUGCAGAGGUGCCACUGUGCCAAAGCUACCUACCUCUUCCAGACUGACAAGUUCUACGACAUGUCUUACGACCGGGGGGACAAAACUAUCCAAUGCGGAAGGAAAGUAGACUGCCUCAAGCUGUGGUUGAUGUGGAAGGCAAAUGGCACCAGGGGCUUGGAGCAGAGAGUGGAGAGGGCUUUUGCCUUCACUAGAUAUCUGGCUGAUGAGAUUAAGAAGAGAGAAGGUUUUCAGCUGGUGCAAGAGCCAGAGUUUAUCAAUCUAUGUUUUUGGUUUGUGCCUCCCAGCCUACGGGGAAAGGAGGGAUCUACUGAUUACUAUCUCAGACUGGGGAAGGUGGCUCCUACUAUUAAGGAACGGAUGAUGAAGAAAGGGUCCAUGAUGGUGAGCUACCAGCCGCUUGGCAACAAGGUCAACGUUUUCCGCCAGGUGGUCACCAACCCGGCAGUCACCAGAGCAGACUUGGACUUCUUCCUAGACGAGAUCGAAAGGCUUGGCCAGGACCUGUAGCCACUGUGCCCUGCCUGUUUUCAUUUCUCCCCCUCAGCCUGCUUGUAGAAACUUCUAGAAUG
This is a messenger RNA of Euleptes europaea (tarantolino), 1556 nucleotides long. RefSeq names its product cysteine sulfinic acid decarboxylase (gene CSAD). The transcript is spliced from 14 exons. Gene Ontology annotation, biological process: carboxylic acid metabolic process. Gene Ontology annotation, molecular function: sulfinoalanine decarboxylase activity; pyridoxal phosphate binding. Gene Ontology annotation, cellular component: cytoplasm. The record is from RefSeq and is a predicted model, not a curated record. Bases 13 to 1494 code for a protein of 493 amino acids. Lineage: Eukaryota; Metazoa; Chordata; Lepidosauria; Squamata; Sphaerodactylidae.